CUAAGCCCGUCGCAAGUGCGCUGUGGGGAUUCCUGGAGCCGUGACCACUUACACUACAACCACCUAUCUCCAUUAUCCAUCAUCUCAACAACUUUACACCUCACCUCCUAUUGAGACAUCUUUCAUUUCUUGUGUUCACCUGUCUUUGUAAUCUAUCGAGGUAUUUAUCCAUCGGAAAUAAACAUCGACGAGACACAUUCUGCUUUCCUAUCGUCCUUAGUCGUAGCCCAAAACAAACAACAAACCAUGGGUGCGAGACGGAAACGACCAACCUCGACCUGUCGCUCUGCCGGCAGAGUAACAGCUCAACUACUCCUUUCAUUCCUCGCCAUAUCUUCUUCUCCAGCUGCUGCUACUAUCCAAAACGCAGGGGCAAUAUACCCAGAUACACCGAUACUUACACCUCUGAUACCUGAACCGCCGCAACCGGCCGAACACACCUUCACCCUACGUCACAUAUUCCAUCACGGGACGUAUCGACAUCCCGGGCUUCAUCGAAGGAAGGAUAUACUCGAACCGGAAGCUGAAGUAUGGCUGGCUGGUGAAAAUGGACAAGAGGCGGAGCGAAUAUUACCCUUAAAGGCGAAGAGCCAGCCUCGGAAGAUCGAACGUCUCGUUGACCGACGGCCGAGUACUGUGGAUCCGCUAGUCGCCGAGGCUCGCGAACGAGGUUAUAUUAUCGCGAGUAGUCCAUCCGCAUGGACCGUCGACGAUGUCUCGGGCCCCGAUGUUACGGAUAAAGCAACCGUUUUGAGUAUGGCAUUUGUAGCUUCCAACGCUUACGUGGAGAAACCCGGAAUGCCAGAUUGGGACGAAGUUGGAGAGCCAUUCAAUCGAAGCGCUGAUUUCGGCUGGGAGACUGAUGGACUAAGAGGUCACAUUUGGGGGGAUGAGACGAAUUCCACGGUUAUCAUUGGUCUGAAAGGAACUUCGCCAGCAGUUUUUGAUGGAGAGGGCACGACUACUAACGACAAAAUCAACGACAACCUCUUCUUCAGCUGUUGCUGUGCUCAGCAAGGCCAGUGGUCGUGGCAUCAGGUCUGCGAUUGCGCGACAGGGACUUAUAGUUGUAACAACACGUGUGUAAAGAAGGCGCUGCGUGAGGAAAAUAGGUACUACCAGGCAGCACGUGAGCUUUAUGCAAACGUCACGGAACUGUAUCCAGAGUCAAACAUCUGGGUUGCUGGUCAUUCAUUAGGUGGAUCGGUUAGCUCUCUCCUCGGGUUGACCUAUGGGCUUCCCGUCGUUACAUUCGAGGCUGUUCCUGAGGCAUUAGCUGCUGGAAGAUUGGGUCUCCCAGUUCCUCCGCACGCAAACCCUGAAUAUCCUCAAACCCGCGAAUACACAGCGUUGUACCACUUCGGGCACACAGCUGAUCCUAUAUAUAUCGGCACGUGUAACGGUGCAACAGCUUCGUGUUCAUUCGCGGGUUACGCAAUGGAGUCCGCAUGUCAUACUGGUCAUGAGUGCACAUAUGACACGGUCGCGGACCACGGCUGGCGAGUAGGUAUUGGGACUCACAAGAUCCGAUCAGUGAUCAACGACGUCAUCAAGAAAUACGAUACCGUUCCAGAAUGCAAGUUCACUCCGGAAUGCCGGGAUUGCGGGGGUUGGAAGAUGUAUGAAAGUAAUAGUACAGAUGGAACAACAUCCUCAAGCAGCUCUAGUACAAGUUUUACUCGUACUCGAACCGCCACCUGCCAGACUCCUGGAUGGUGGGGCUGCCUUGACGAGACUACGACAACAACUGGAACCACUACUUCAACCAGUAGCAGUUCAACCUCUACAUGCAAAACUCCCGGUUGGUUCGGCUGCAAGGAUCAAACAACUACUAGCAUCACCACCACCACUACCUCUACUAUCACAACUACGACUACUACGUGUGAGACGCCAGGUUGGUGGGGUUGUAACGAUAAGACGACAACGACAACAAGUACCUCGACGUCACUGCCACAAACGCAAUCUCAUCUCAUCACUUCGCCCCCCUCUGUGCCCUUUCCUACUGCCAACCCAGAACCUGAGCCAACGGGAUCGCCAAGGUCUCAUUGCGUUCAUCGCAACUGGGUUGGAAUGUGCAAGGAAUGGGAGAAGGAACAAGGUGACGAUGCAGAUGCCGCAUGGGCAAACGACGAGAUGUAAAUCAGUACGCUGUCACAAAUUACCUGCCUUUUUAUUAGAAGCAUAUAUAGCUUGCUUUAGCUGGACUAGAUUGGGAUAACAUCAUGGGUAUGCAUGUUGGCGUUUUAUUAUUUUGGAUCGGACCGCAUUAUGCUUUCAUCACUUUCAAAUUCAUUUUCGGCGCAGAUGUUGAUAUUGGUGAAGUAGAGUUUUCAUUGUCGCUAUCGAGAUGAUGUGACACGAGCAUUGAGCAAGCAUACAUAUAUACAUCUUGUCUAUACUGUUACUAUAACCUACAACUAUACCUAGCGGCGUAUCAACACUGCUGUACAGGUCAUGUAUUGAGAUAUAACCAAAUAAAAAAUUUUUUUUGUAAAUU
Messenger RNA from Hypoxylon trugodes, 2497 nucleotides. RefSeq names its product alpha/beta-hydrolase. The transcript has 2 exons. Gene Ontology annotation, molecular function: glycerophospholipase activity. Lineage: Eukaryota; Fungi; Ascomycota; Sordariomycetes; Xylariales; Hypoxylaceae. The record is from RefSeq and is a predicted model, not a curated record. Bases 247 to 2139 code for a protein of 630 amino acids. Gene Ontology annotation, biological process: neutral lipid catabolic process; multivesicular body membrane disassembly; macroautophagy.